AUGGAAUCCCUCCAGAAGCCCUUAAAGCAGACACAAAGACUUCAGCAGACAUGUUACUACCCCUCCUGCAGAAGAUAUGACUUUGAAAAGGCCUUUGAUAGUGUUGAUAGAAAAGUCAUCUGGAAACUACUACAGCAUUAUGGAACGCCUCCUACCUUUAUCAACCUGAUACAACAAUUGUAUGACGAGGCAACAUGCCAAGUCAUCCACAAUGGAAAGCUUACUGAAGCGUUCGAGGUACAGACUGGGGUUAGACAAGACUAUUUGCUGUCACCAAUGAUUUUUCUAGUGGUAGUGGACUGGAUCAUGCGGGAGACAACGAAAGAUAGUAAGACAGGAGUCCAGUGGACUUUCACUCAGUGUUUGGAAGACCUUGACUUUGCAGAUGAUCUAUGCCUCAUGUCCCAGAAGUAUGAACAUAUGCAGCUCAAGACAAAUAGGCUUGCAAAAGAAGCAGCAAAGACAGGUCUAAAGGUGAACAUCGAAAAGACAGAGGUGAUGUGGCUCCACAACAAACAGCAAACGCCAUUUACACUUGGAGAGCACAUCCUUAAAGAUGUAGAAUCCUUUACAUACUUAGGCAGUAUCGUCACAGCCACUGGUGGAACAGAUGAAGACAUAAAAGCUAGAAUUAACUAG
This is a messenger RNA of Saccostrea cuccullata (small rock oyster), 639 nucleotides long. RefSeq lists its product as uncharacterized. Bases 1 to 639 code for a protein of 212 amino acids. Lineage: Eukaryota; Metazoa; Mollusca; Bivalvia; Ostreida; Ostreidae. The transcript is spliced from 2 exons. The record is from RefSeq and is a predicted model, not a curated record.